Messenger RNA from Rhododendron vialii, 1479 nucleotides. RefSeq lists its product as uncharacterized. Lineage: Eukaryota; Viridiplantae; Streptophyta; Magnoliopsida; Ericales; Ericaceae. The record is from RefSeq and is a predicted model, not a curated record. Gene Ontology annotation, molecular function: ubiquitin protein ligase activity. The coding region runs from base 49 to 981 and encodes 310 amino acids. The transcript is spliced from 5 exons.
UUAAAGAAAGAGGAAUGGGAGAAUGAGAAUGCCAAAUGAUCUGGUCCGAUGGAGAAAAAAAUGGAGGCCCUUGCUAUCAAUGAGAUUAGGCAGAGGAAGAAAAGCAGCGAGAAGAUCCCUCCUGGUGAGGGAGAAACAGAAACCCUUCGCAAUGCCGAGACAGGGAAAGAGAUUCCUCCCGGCGAGAGAGAGAAAGAAACCCCUCCCGAUGCUAAGAGGGAGGAAGAAACCUCUCUGAGUGGGCACGAAAAAGAAACCUCUCCCGAUGCUAAGAGAAAGAAAGAUACACCUCCUAGCGACGAUAUUUGCCCCAUCUGCUUUGGAAACUACAACAUUCCAUGCAAGACAAAUUGCGGACACUGGUUUUGCGCAAAUUGUGUUAUCUCCUUCUGGGCCUAUGGUAACAAACUUGUGCAUUGCAAGUGCCCUAUUUGCUCUCAAAGCAUCAGCAAAUUGACCCCCGAGGCAUCUUUGAACAUUCGUACGGAGGAUAAAGAAGUUGUUGAGGCCUUGAAGAAAGUCCAAGGGUACAAUCGUCUUUUCAGAGGCGGGGUCCAUGGCUUGAUUUUGAGACUACGUCAACUACCUCUGCUCUCCAAGAGAUUCUAUCAUCAAAUACCAUGCCCCAGAUGCCUGUGGAGGAUGUUUUAUAUAGGAUUGAACAAUCCUAAUAACCUUCUGCUCAACUAUGUCGUUGCACGGACCGUGGCACUGAUCCUGACGCUUUUAUAUGACUGCUUGGACUUUCACUUUCUUCCUGGAGGGUUGUUCGGGGCCAGUUGCGUCUUUGAAGGCUGCACUGUUGGUCUUGUACUUGUUCUAGCCGCUAUUGGUCUCUACCGCCGAAUUGUCGCUAACCGUCGCCCUCCUCGUCGUCGGAGGCCAAGACCCGAUCCUGUUUCUGGGCCGAAAAACCCUCCCGUCCAGGGGUCGGGACCGCCUCCCAUUCAGGAUGAAGGACCUCCUGUUUCUGGGCCUUAGUUGCAGGCUAGGGCCCUCAGCCUCCAAAUAUAUUUAUCUUCAGUGUUCCAAUGCAUCGACAAUCGAUGGUACUAUAUUAUGGAAAUUUCAAAACACAUGGAUCUGAAGGCGUGCCCGACGCCGUGUUGAUGCUUACACAUUUGGAUAGAGGGGCAGGUAUGUUGGAGAAGAGUUGAUUUACCUAGUGACAAAGAGCAAUCUAAGCUUAUUCUCUUACCGUUUGAACCAAAAUAAACCGCAGGGGACUCCCAAAGAGUUGGAUGUAUCUAUUGCCAUAACUUUCUUCCACACUGAAAUAACUGCAGAAAAAGAUAUUCGAUCUCUUGGUUUUUUAAUAAUAACUUGCAUAAAUAUUGGUUAUUUAUAUCAAUGGAAACUCUCUCUCUCUCUCUCUCUCUCUCUCUCUCUCUCUCUCUCUCUGAUUUUUACUAGCUUAAACAGAGGAAAGUAUUUAGAUCGUGAUGAUAUAGUUUUCUGCGGAGGUGGUGUGUUACAUUG